This is a messenger RNA of Durotheca rogersii, 595 nucleotides long. RefSeq lists its product as uncharacterized. Bases 60 to 383 code for a protein of 107 amino acids. Lineage: Eukaryota; Fungi; Ascomycota; Sordariomycetes; Xylariales; Xylariaceae. The record is from RefSeq and is a predicted model, not a curated record. The transcript has 4 exons.
GCCAACUUGUACAAUGUUCACUAAAUCUAGUACUUGAUAUAGUAUGGGCGCCGCUCAUAAUGAUGUAUGUGCUCUGGAUGACAGGCAACACAAACCGCAGAACAGUCCCCGUACUGAUCCUCAUUCUGCCAAUCAUCAUGAACACGAUCCCCCCGUUCCUCGCAGCCUAUUACCUCCUCGCCCUACGCUCCUAUUACACGCCCUUGGAGCGAGAGGUCACGAUCACAACUCUAGAACUCCGGUUGUAUUUCCAUUGCCAGUCAUUUGUCGAACCUCGCCUUGUUCCAGGGACGGAGGGCAGCAGUAGACACUCAGGGCAGAAUCCGAUACCAAGACCUCGAAUGGGAACAUGGCGCAGGUAUCCUUCAGAUGAUGGGCGUUGAGAACCGAGUGAUUGGAGAAUGUUGGGGCGGAGGAGAGCGAAGGUCUGCUGUCGCGAAGUGCGGAUACAGUGAUUGGGGCGAAUAGAAAAUGCUAUUCCCCCUGGAGACGAGAUAACACCCAAAGGAAGCCAUCAGAGAUGCACUGGCAAGUACAGGCAGUAAUAAUUAGGAGCGUAUGCAUUUAUUUGUAUCCAUUAGCAACCUAGCUUGAG